Molecule: messenger RNA, 1377 nt
Organism: Anthostomella pinea
Lineage: Eukaryota; Fungi; Ascomycota; Sordariomycetes; Xylariales; Xylariaceae
Source: the annotation of a GenBank genome assembly
AUGUGGGGAUCGGAUGCCAACGCUCGAAGUUAUCCUCGCAUGUUCUGGGUCUCAUCGCCAGAUCUGCAAACAUGGUCAGAUGUGGUUUGGGGUGAGCCGUACGGCAUCGACCCUCAUCUGUUCCGCGACCCGAUAUCUAACAAGACAUACCUCACGCUGAUGUCAUUGAAUAACGGGUACGAUAGACUCUGGGGGAUUGGACAAUGUGAAGUGGGUUUGAGCAGUGGCAAGUGCACUGGGCCCUUCCGGAGUCUGUGGAAUGGUACCAUGCCGGUGACCAACAGUACGCGACCGGAAGGGCCCAAGCUGUUCUACAAGGAUGACUUCUACUAUCUUCUGAUCGCAGAAGGCGGGACUGGAAUCACUCACAGAGCUUCGAUAGCCCGGUCUCAAUCGCCCGAGGGCCCGUGGGAGGCAUCUCCCACGAACCCCCUUAUCUUCAAUGGCGCGGAUACGAACUUGACAAUAAGCUCGACUGGGCAUGCUACCAUUGCAGAUACCCCGGAUGGGCGAUGGUUCGCAACGCUGCUGGGACGUCGCAACAUCAAGACUUGGUCUCCUCUUGGCAGAGAGACAUUCUUCGCUCCCGUGACUUGGGAAGAUGGUUGGCCGACUAUGAACUACGGGGAAUUUCUACUCCCGAGUCAGGAGUACGACUUCGCUCCUGACCAACAGCCACUUACUGCUUUCGAGGACAACUUCGAAGGAUCGGAACUGGGUCUGAGCUGGUACCAGCUUAGAUCUCCCUACACUGUCAACUACAAGCUGGGGUCCACACUCGCCCGAAACCAAGAGGGUGCCGGAGCUGGGAGCGGAGGUGUGACACUGGUCCCGAAUGUCUUCACCUUGAGUGACCACGACACCCCGGCAGCCAUUCUUCGGAAGCAGAUAUCGACGAACAUGACAUUCUCGGCCGCCCUGCUACCCACAUCAAACGGCCUGGGCCCAUACCAAUCGGUUGGUAUAUCUGCAUACGUCAGCGCGGAAAACCAUCAAGAUAUUGGCCUUCGAGGCUGCGCGAGCGUCCCUGGCAUGUGCGCGUUCGUCGACAUGACGUCCGACGCUGCUGGCCCGGACACUCGGCCGGAGACACACGAAGUCCCCCUGAACAUCACCAAGGUCCCCUCCAACUUCUCACUUCAUAUCAGCGCCCAGCCCCUGACGUACAAACUGGGGUAUGCGACGCUUGGCAGUGACAUUACCUGGCUUACCGAGUUUUCAGCCGCCCUGAUGAAUCCUGGCUUUGACGGCUCUAUGUUUGCUCUGUUCGCUAGUGGCAACGGGUUUGCAUGGCCCUUCGAUGCACCGGAAGUUGGAUUUAGUCACGUGAGAGAGAAAUACUAUAAGGAGAGCUUCGGUGACUACAUUGAGACCUAG